Molecule: messenger RNA, 564 nt
Organism: Chrysochloris asiatica (Cape golden mole)
Lineage: Eukaryota; Metazoa; Chordata; Mammalia; Afrosoricida; Chrysochloridae
Product: duodenase-1-like
Exons: 5
Coding region: 1-564 (187 amino acids)
Biological process (GO): proteolysis
Cellular component (GO): intracellular membrane-bounded organelle; cytoplasm
Molecular function (GO): serine-type endopeptidase activity
Source: RefSeq, a predicted model, not a curated record
AUGCAGAUCCUCCUGCUCCUCUUAGCUUGCGUUCUGGUACCAAGGACAGAGACAGGGGAGAUCAUCAGGGGACAUAAGGUCAAGCCCCACUCUCGUCCCUACAUGGCAUAUAUUCGGUUCUCAAAACAAAAGGAAGAAGCAUGCAGUGGUUUCCUGAUCAAAGAAGACUUUGUACUGACGGCUGCUCGCUGUCUGGGAAGCUUCAUGAAUGUCACCCUGGGCGCCCAUGACAUCAGACAAAAGGAAGAGACACAGCAGCGCAUUCGUGUGAAAAAACCCAUCCCCCACCCAGACUAUGAUAACAAGACACAUGUAAAUGACAUCAUGCUACUACAGUUGGAGAAAAGGGCUGAAUUGACCAAAGCUGUAUGCAUGCUCCAGCUACCUAAGACAAAGAUCCCGGGAGACUUUGGAGGCCCUCUCGUGUGUGACAAGGUGGCUCAGGGCAUUGUCUCCUAUAAAAGGAAUAAUGGAACUUCUCCACUGAUCUUCACCAGAAUCUCCUAUUUCUUGCCAUGGAUAAAGAAUACCAUAAACAGCCUCCAAAUGAAGAAAUCAGACUGA